This is a messenger RNA of Fraxinus pennsylvanica, 594 nucleotides long. The record is from the annotation of a GenBank genome assembly. Lineage: Eukaryota; Viridiplantae; Streptophyta; Magnoliopsida; Lamiales; Oleaceae.
AUGGAGCGCUAUAAGGAUUCAGUAAUUCCACCAUCAAUAUCUGAUUUUGCACCGUUACGAGGGAUUUGUAUAAGUGAAAAGGGUUCGAGUGGGAGAAACGAAACUUCUCCAACUGAUAGUAUACUUAAAGAACGUGGAAGAAGAGAGAAAAUGAAUGAGAAAUACUCUGUUCUUCGUUCAAUGGUGCCUAGUCUUUUCACCAUUUCUAAGCCAACUAGAGAGAAGAUUUUGUAUGAUACAGUAGACUACAUUGAAUGCCUAGAAGAAGAGAUAAAGAGGUUGGAGGGUAUAAAGAAACUACAAGUGCAAGAACAAAAGGUGGGAAAACAAGUUUCAUCAAGAUUGAACAACCAGAAGUCUGCUGUUGAUAUUACUGUUUCCAGCGGAGCCACAUUCUUUGCAAUUCAAUUACCCUUCAAACCUGGUAUAAUUACCGAAAUUGUUAAGGUAUUUGAUAAGCAUCAAGCAGAAGUUUUGGAGGCAACAAUUUCUGUCGACGACCAGCAAUUGCUAACAUUCACAGUCACAAUAGUUCUUGGGAGAGAUGGAGGUAAUACAAUACAGAAGAUAAAGGAAGAAAUUAUAGCCUUAUAG